Messenger RNA from Raphanus sativus (radish), 822 nucleotides. RefSeq lists its product as uncharacterized. The transcript has a single exon. The record is from RefSeq and is a predicted model, not a curated record. Bases 1 to 822 code for a protein of 273 amino acids. NCBI's taxonomy places the organism in Eukaryota, Viridiplantae, Streptophyta, Magnoliopsida, Brassicales, Brassicaceae.
AUGGUGGUGGGAAAUGGCGAAACUUGCUAUUUUUGGUCUAGUAACUGGUCACCAUUUGGAAGCAUCACGGCAUACCUCCGAGGAGAACACUCUCGCAAUACUGGGAUCCCGGCAGCUACUACCUUGGCAGAAUUAUGGGAGCUUGAUACUUGGCAACUACCCCCGGCCAGAUCAGAAGCUCUAGUAAACAUCCAAACCCAUCUCUCCACACUGGCGCUGACGAAUGAAGCUGAUACCUAUCAGUGGUCGCCUCAAGGAAAGCCUGCAAAGUCCUACUCAACAAAAGCAAUAUAUGACCUCUUGCGUGUGAAUAACCAGCGAGUCUCUUGGUGCAAAGAAAUUUGGUUCUCCAAAGGAAUCCCAAGACACAAGUUUUUAUCAUGGCUGUUUGUUUUGAACAGGUGCCCUACUAAAGACAGAAUGGUGGAGUGGGGACUUGAUGUUGAUCCUAUCUGCACCCUCUGCAACUCUGACAUUGAGACCAGGGAUCAUCUGUACUUUUCAUGCCCAUACUCUUGGGAGAUAUGGAACACUUCGGCUGCUCGAGCGGGAUUCUCUACACCAAGAGAGUGGCUUGGAAUCCUAACGGAAUUGGGGAGAUUAAAAACUCCAGAUCAUACUAGAACCCUUGCUCUCUUGGCUUGGCAGGCUUCCAUCUACUGCAUUUGGGCUGAGCGUAAUGGAAGGCUUCAUAGAAGCAGGUUCAGGCUCCCACAGACUGUCAUUAAGGAGAUACAUAACAUAAUCAAGUUGAGGAUUGGUGCUAUUAGACUGGAUGAUCCUGCCCUUGCUUCUCUCCUCUUCCAAGCGUGGAACUCCUGA